GUCAUUUGUUCAGUCUAGAUAAGAUAUUGAAUUCCCGGGCCCCUGCUGCAACUAUAAGUACUAGACUAGUAUGCUGUGCUGCGAGGCACAGCUCAUGGUUUCCGGGUCUCGGGACCCCGAAACGCGGCACCUGUGCUUUAUUCACAACCAACACGAUCUCACAUACAGAACUCGUUGAAUUUUUUUACAAGUAGAAUGGGCCCAUCGAAGAAAUCCCAGAGACGUGCUAAAGCACCAUUGCCAUUGAGGUCUCGCACAACAAGAUCCAAGGGGAGACCCAUAACAGAUCCAGAACAGAACACUCAGCUUCUUACGGAGCAACUUCGCUCGCAGGGUCUCUACGCUGCUCAAACAGUGGGCGAUGGCAAUUGCCUAUUUCGGGCUCUUUGUGAUCAAUUCUACGGCUCGCCAUCGCAGCACCUCCAACUGCGCAAAGAUAUAUGCGACUGGAUUGAGAGCCAUGCGCAGCGCUAUCAACCCUUUUGUGAGGAUGAGCGUGGACUAAGCGCCCAUCUGCGGUGCAUGCGAGAACAAGGCACUUAUGGCGGGCACCUUGAACUUUCUGCAUUUGCGCACUUUGCGCGAAGGAAUGUCAAGGUUAUACAGCCUGGAUUGGUAUACGUCAUCGAGUGGAAGGCGGGAGCCGAGAACGAUGACCAGUCAUCAUCUCAAGAUAACGAACGAGACGCGCGGAGGAAAAGGAGGCAGCAGCAGCGCGACGAGAUGAACGAUUCCCAUGAGUCAGAGGGGACGAUAUAUGUGGCAGGGCCGCACGCUGGUCUUCCCGAGGUUUGCGAGCUACCCGCCGACGCAGUACCGCCUGCCGGUUCACCUGCCAAGAAGAAACUAGUCUCCCGGGGCAAAGCCAAAUUUGAUCCCAAGAUUUUUCCCAAGAAUGGCCCAAUCGACAGUAUUAGGUCGAGUGAAAAUACACCACUAACACCUGCCCAUGUUCCACUCCCCAUAUCCCGCUCACCAUCACCCCUUUCUUCUACUGAUUCCUUGGGCAUUGAGGCGGACUCGCUCCUUCCCGUCCCCGGUCAGCCGCCUGGUCCCCAUCGGCCUUUUACAUCGAGCAUUAGAGCUCAUCGGUCACCUAAGCGUUCCUUCGACGAAUCGUCUGGAUCGUCGACAUCUGACACGAUCUCCAAGCGAACGCGAAACUCACGACGAUCGCCCUCUCGCACACCCUUGAGUCAAGUCAGGGCAGAUGAUGAUAUGGAUGACUCAACACCUGACCUCUCCAACCCUGGCUCCUCCGCAGAAUCCAGCCGUUCAUCAUCUGCCGUUUCAUCUCCGCUUCCUAGCACCCCUCCCGAAUGUAACACACCGCCUCCUGAAACCCAGAAGCCCCUUACUCGACGCCAGCGUAAGGCUCUCGGGCUUCCAAAGUCACGUACUGCGUAUAUGAGCGCAGGAAAGAUUGUCAUUCCUGGCGGGAAAUUCAAGAAAGCUUCCAAACCGGCUGAUGAUGAGGAAUGGCAGAAGAAUGGUACCGGGCGGCUUGACGUGCGCGGGUUCCGCGAGCUCAAGAUCUAG
Messenger RNA from Suillus subaureus, 1539 nucleotides. RefSeq lists its product as uncharacterized. Lineage: Eukaryota; Fungi; Basidiomycota; Agaricomycetes; Boletales; Suillaceae. The transcript is spliced from 5 exons. Gene Ontology annotation, biological process: protein deubiquitination. The coding region runs from base 196 to 1539 and encodes 447 amino acids. Gene Ontology annotation, molecular function: cysteine-type deubiquitinase activity. The record is from RefSeq and is a predicted model, not a curated record.